Messenger RNA from Culex quinquefasciatus (southern house mosquito), 759 nucleotides. RefSeq lists its product as uncharacterized. The record is from RefSeq and is a predicted model, not a curated record. The transcript has a single exon. Lineage: Eukaryota; Metazoa; Arthropoda; Insecta; Diptera; Culicidae. Bases 1 to 759 code for a protein of 252 amino acids.
AUGCUACGGGUGACGUUUGGGUUGGCCCCAUCGUCAUACCUUGCCACGCGCUGUAUGCAGCAGCUGGCGCAGGACGAAGAGGUGUAUUCACGUGCGAAGGAAGCACUGUUGCGUGACUUCUACGUGGACGAUUUCAUCGGCGGAGCGGACUCCGAAGAAGAAGCGCUGUUGUUGCGGCAGGAGCUGGAGCAGCUGUUGCCGAAGGGUGGAUUUAGGCUGCGCAAGUGGGUGUCAAACGCCACAGGGGCGUUGGCAGGGCUGGCUGCGGACGAUUUGGGUACGCAGACCACGCUCAGUUUCGACCAGGAGCAGGUGAAGACGCUGGGAAUAAACUGGCAGCCAGGGCCAGACGUUCUCGGCAUCGAUGUCACGGGUUUGUCCGUGAAUGGGCAAUGGACCAGACGGAAGGUCUAUUCGGUCAUUGCCCAACUUUGGGAUCCAACUGGGAUCACUGCUCCGGUCAUUUCGUGGGCCAAGAUUCGAAUGCAGCUGCUGUGGGUCGCGACUCAAGGCUGGGACGACCCAUUGAGACCGGAUUUGGCCGGGAGGUGGACUGAGUUCUACCAGCAGUUGCCGGAGUUGUCGAAGAUUUCGGUCGACAGGUGCGCUUUCGUGGAAAAUCCGGUCCAUGUCGAGUUUCAUGUGUUCGCGGAUGCGUCCGAAGCGGCCUACGGAGCGUGCAUCUACGCUCGAUCGAUCAGCCAGUCGGGGCUGGUCAAAAUUUCGCUGUUGGCGGCCAGUCGCGCCCCGCAGGGUUGA